Protopolystoma xenopodis is the source of this 1098-nucleotide messenger RNA. NCBI's taxonomy places the organism in Eukaryota, Metazoa, Platyhelminthes, Monogenea, Polystomatidea, Polystomatidae. The record is from the annotation of a GenBank genome assembly.
AUGCCGGUUCCCACUUCUCCCACUAUGCCGAAAUCGUGUCUUAAAGUCGCACCAUGUGAGCCCUCUGAAGUUAUUUCUUCAAACCCUCAUGCAAAAUUAGCAAGGGUUCGGAUCAGCAACUGUGAACAGACAAUUCCAGAUGUACCUUAUGAUUUCUGCGAAAAAGACGUUCUGCAUGACUUUCUAGUUGACUCUAUUAUCAAAGAAUUUAAAUUGCAGACAUUGCGAGAAAAAUCUAACUCAAUGAAUAAGAUUACCCGCCGUAAAUUAUUGAAGGCAAACACCGAUAUUGAUUCUUUUAUCCUCGAUAACCCUCGUGCUGUGCGAUCUUCCUAUGAAUCAUGUAGGAAAAAUAUCCAGAAGCACUCAGGCCAUAAUCACUAUCUUCUAGACAAUGAAGUCCAUAGUGGCUUUAAGCGUCAGAAUCCUAAUCGGCACGACGCUGCCUAUCUUUUAUUGGAUCUUAGCCCAAUCCGUCAUCGGUCCCCUGAAUUAAAUAAUGCUACCAAAAGGGCUUAUGAUAACAAAGUGGCUCACGUCUCUCCUGGUCCUGGCUGUCUACGACCGAUCAAGUCUUGCAAUCUUUACGAUUCAACUCCUUAUGACCUCAAGUAUCCGCAUGUUUCUUCUUACUUGAGCAGUUCUGGACAAAUUCGCAGACGCAGGCAUUCUUAUGCUCGAACCUCCCAUCAUUUGGCAUCUAACUCCAACUUAGAUACGACCAACAAAAAGAAAAUAAGUAAGAGGCUCAAAGAUUAUGGAGAACAUUACCCAAUUAGCGAUAGUGAGAUCUCAGUUAAUCACCAAUCUAAAGGUCCUUGUACAUCUUGCUACGAGGAUAGAUAUUCCUCUAAAUAUGCAGAAGAAACUUCCAAAUCGCGCAUGGGUGCAACGCAUAAAAAGUCGUUCACUGAUUGUGAACCUAAAAACCGUUUCCGUGACCAUAUACAAGAGCCACUCCCAAAGAAUGCUAAUUCAAUGCAUAACCGAACUAAUGAUCAAAGAAACUGCAUAGGUCCAAAGGCAAGUGGAUUUGAAUCCAAAAGAAAUUCCUGGUUUGUGGGGCUGGUUCGCCGCUAUGCCUUUUUCCUCCCCUGA